AUGUAUCUCCAGAAGAGUCUUCUUCUGCUCGUGGCGACUGUGCUGAGUGCGCACAGCAUAUGGGCCAGGAGCGCAGCACCCAGGCAGGCAUAUGGCUACAGCAUGCCUCUGUGGCAGUUCCAGUUCCCCGAGAAGCCUCCGACCAGCCAGGACCAUCCCAACGAAGCCCCGGAGCCCCGACUCAUUGGAAAUGUGGAUGUGGGAUUUGAGGAUGAUUUGGUGGCUGAUCAACAGCUGCAACAGCUACUUCUUCUGUCGCCCGGCCUGAGUCCAGCCCAGUUCCUGCAACGCUAUCAGCCCCGGAGUCAGAGCGACGUUAAUGGCGGCCGCUCAUGGCUGGGCCACUUUAAUGGCAAAAAUGGUGGCAAUAGCGGUGGCACCACAUUCGUUGUAAUAACACCUGGUACUAUUCCAAAUAUCACCAAUACCAAUAACAACGUCAUAAACAACACGGCUACCAAUCCGGCCGCUGCUACAACGGGGGGCACCCGCAUUGGAGAGUUCAUUCGCAGCCCGAUCGCAUAUCCGGCCAGCACGUACUUCCGCACGCGCCAGGACGAGGCGUCCUCUCUGCCAUACUCCUCCGGCCUGUAUGGCUGGAAUGAGGCUGCUCUCUAUGGGUCAGCCUUGGAUGGACGUCUAGGAGGAGGUUUGGACGGAGGAUUGGCUGGAGGUUUCAGCGGCUUGUCUACUGGAUUUGGCAGUGGCGUUCCACUAGUGCCCAUUACCAUUGGCAACGAGGUACGCUACGUGCCACUCAACCUGCGCAUGUUCCGCCAGCUGGCCAGCAUCCCCAUCAGAGAGAACGAGGAGCGGGAGCGGGAGCAGGAGCGGGAGCAGGAGCGAGAGCGGGAGCAGGAGCGGCCUAUCGUAGAGGAUCUAUCCGUGCCAAUGGCUGACGAUUCCGAGCCCGAGGACCUCAUUGAGACGCUGACCAAUGGCGCUAGUGACACCCCAUCGAUGGCACCAUCGGGCUUUGGCCGCUUGGGCCAGCGGCUGAGGCAGCGUCCCAUAAUGAGGCGGAAGCAGCUGCAGAGCUUUGCCCAGAAUAUUCGUCGAGUGCAGUAUCUUUGA
Messenger RNA from Drosophila persimilis, 1074 nucleotides. RefSeq lists its product as uncharacterized. The transcript has a single exon. The record is from RefSeq and is a predicted model, not a curated record. The coding region runs from base 1 to 1074 and encodes 357 amino acids. Lineage: Eukaryota; Metazoa; Arthropoda; Insecta; Diptera; Drosophilidae.